This is a messenger RNA of Colletotrichum phormii, 967 nucleotides long. Its product is annotated as grpb/dephospho-CoA kinase. Lineage: Eukaryota; Fungi; Ascomycota; Sordariomycetes; Glomerellales; Glomerellaceae. Bases 132 to 740 code for a protein of 202 amino acids. The record is from RefSeq and is a predicted model, not a curated record. The transcript has a single exon.
CUUCAUAUCAGCACUUGGGACACAUCCCCAGAUAGAUUCAAUCUAGAAAUCAGAUUCUACAGCAUACAUGCGCCAUUUUAAUCCAGCGCGCUAUCUUACAUCUGUCACCAAUAAUUCAAUCAGACAUUACAAUGUCUUGCCCAAUUGAAGAAAUUGUCAAACACUAUGAAUUUGAUCCCUCAAUCAUCCAACGCAUCGCAAAGCGAACAUCCGAGCCUCCGCUCUCCGUCGAGCCCCCAAACCCCGAGUGGCCACAGCAGUUCCAAGAGAUCAAGUCUCUCAUAGAAAACGCUAUCGGCCCUGUAGCCGUCAGCAUAAGCCAUGUCGGCUCAACAUCGGUGCCCAAUCUCCCCGCCAAGGACGUCAUCGACGUUGACCUCGCCGUUGAGAAUCCGACGGAUGAGGCCGCCUACGCGCCAGCACUUGAGAAGGCGGGGUUCCAGUUCCUGAUACGCGAGCCUGAGUGGAACGAACAUCGCUUCUUCGCCAUGCACAAGCCGUACUCCUGCAACUUGCAUGUCUUCAAGGUCGGCACCGCGGAGUUGGCAAGGCAUCUCAUCAUGAAGGAUUGGUUGAUUGAACAUGACGAUGACCGGGAUCUGUAUGCGAAGACCAAGAUGGAGGCCGCGGGCGUGAGUAACUCGCUGGGUGAGACUGUGAUGGAGUAUAACUUUAGGAAAGAGAUUGUCAUUCGUGCCAUCCUUGAACGGGCAUUCAAGGCGAGAGGAUAUCUCCAGUAGGUGGAUGGGGUUUUCUCUUGAAAUGAGUUAGUGUAGCUCCGUUGCCAAAAAGCAUCCACGAAGCGUGAGAAAUCUUCAAGAACACAACGAUUCGAAAGUGUAUACCACGUCGUAGGUGCAAUAUGAAUACACAACAAACGGAGGUAAUACAUAUCGCUUCUGCCACGGAAGGUGCUCAUAUUGACUAUUUGAGUCCUUCUUACCUGCCGUCUUUGCCUGUUAGCUCC